Drosophila takahashii is the source of this 1371-nucleotide messenger RNA. NCBI's taxonomy places the organism in Eukaryota, Metazoa, Arthropoda, Insecta, Diptera, Drosophilidae. The record is from RefSeq and is a predicted model, not a curated record.
AUGUAUCUGUAUUUGAAAUUGUUCAUUACAAUGAUAAUUCUAACUAUUGUUAGAAAUUCAACAGCUGAUAUUCCCAACUGUAACUAUAUCGAUACCGUUGAUAUUUCGGAUUCAAAAAAAGCCAACGAUACUUAUCUAUUUAAUGGCAUCGAAAUCAGCGGUAAUAUAACGAGGGAGUAUAGUUAUAGGGAGUUAACAGAUGGAUCAUUAGAGCCAGUGAAACCCCAUUUAAGAGCCUGUAUUUGUAAACUGAAGACCUGUGUCCGAAUCUGCUGUCCCCAAAAAAAUAUGUUGGACCAAGGAAAGUGCGAUGGCACUAAUGAGAAAAUUAGUUUAGCGAUGAUAAAUCUAACUUUAAAUGAAGUUAUUAAAAUAAAACCAACUGAAAUGGAGCUAAGAUUGGCAACGCAGUCCAAUUUUACAGAUUUCCUUGGGCUAAGAGAUAAGUUCCGAAGGUUCGACGAAGUGCUAAGCGUAAAAGAAGAUGAGUACUCGAUACUAAAGGACGGAUCCAUAGUUUUAUACAACCAUAAUGAAGUCUGGACCAAAGAGGUAUACUGUCUCUAUUCCAAGUUGAAUUCUGAUUUAUGGAUUGCUAAGCACAAGUACAAAACCGCUCAACCGCCAGCGACCAUCGAGAUCCAAGCGAUAUCCCUGAUAUUCUGUUUCGUCACGUUGUUAGUGUAUUUGUUCGUAAAAAAGCUUCGGAAUGUUCUUGGCAAGUGCCUUAUUUCUACUUUAUUCAGCUUGCUCAUAUAUUGGCUUCUUUUCAUACUGGAAGAAUUGAAUUUAUUGAACCAAAUUUGCCAAUUAGCAGCUUACAGCAGAUACUUUUGCAUGAUAUCCUGCAAUCUCUGGUACUCAGUGAUCAGCUUUCAUUUGUGGAAAUUAUUGACGUCUAUGAAUCGUGAGGAACCUCGUUAUCAGUUUGUUACCUACAGUGCCUUUGGUUGGUGUACGGCCUCUAUUUCAACAGGAGUUAUUUAUAUAUUGAAUCGAUACUGGGAAGAUCUCCAUAAAUGGAACUGGAUGCCAUUAGUUGGCUAUUCUGGAUGCAGUGUGAAAGGUUGGGGCCCCUACGUCUGGAUAUACUUUCAGGGACCAAUACUGAUGCUAAACAUUUUUAAUGUGAUCGUGUUUAUUCUAACGGUCAUUCAUAUUUGGAAAGUUAAGAGCGAGCUGAGAAAGUUUAAACAAGAUGAGGAGAGGACAAUACAAUGCUUCGAUUUUGACACUGAGACUAUUUCUGAGCCAGUCUAUUAUUUUUUGCACUAUGCGGAUCGAUGUUUUGGAAUUCUCGUGUUUGUGCUGCUUAUUCUUAAGCGCAGCACCCUCAAACUAAUCAUGGAGGGAAUUCGGAAAAACCGGUAA